AUGGCUUCCAUCUCUGAGUCCAAGGUGGUUGCCUCAGCUCCUGCCAUCACAUCUGCAUUCCUGCCGAUGGGAACGUGUCAGUCAUGUGGUGUCAGCGGACCCAACCUGUGGGCCUGUCUCCAGGUCGCCUGCCCCUAUGUUGGCUGCGGAGAAUCCUUUGCUGACCAUAGCACCAUUCAUGCCCAGGCCAAAAACCACAACUUGACAGUGAACCUGACCACGUUCCGGGUGUGGUGUUAUGCCUGUGAAAAGGAAGUAUUCCUGGAGCAGCGGCAGGCGGCCCCCUUGCCAGGCUCCUCGCCCAAGUUCUCGGAGCAGGAGUCUCUGCCACCCUGCCACCCUCUGAAAGCUGUCCCUAUUGCCGUGGCUGACGAGGGAGAGUCCGAGUCAGAGGACGAUGACCUGAAACCUCGAGGCCUCACAGGCAUGAAGAACGUCGGGAAUUCUUGCUACAUGAAUGCCGCCCUGCAGGCCCUGUCCAACUGCCCUCCACUGACCCAGUUCUUCUUGGAGUGUGGAGGCCUGGUGCGCACAGACAAGAAGCCAGCCCUGUGCAAGAGUUACCAGAAGCUGGUCUCUGAGGUCUGGCACAAGAAACGGCCAAGCUAUGUGGUCCCCACCAGCCUGUCUCACGGGAUCAAGUUGGUCAACCCAAUGUUCCGAGGCUAUGCCCAGCAGGACACCCAGGAGUUCCUGCGCUGCCUCAUGGACCAGCUGCAUGAAGAGCUCAAGGAGCCAGUGGUGGCAGCGGUGGCAGCACUGACAGAGGCUCGGGACUCGGACUCAAGCGACACAGAUGAGAAACGGGAGGGCGACCGGAGCCCAUCAGAGGAUGAGUUCCUGUCCUGUGAUUCAAAUAGUGACCGGGGUGAGGGUGAUGGGCAGAGUCACGGUGGGGGUACCUCGCAGGCCGAGACAGAGCUGCUGAUUCCAGACGAGGCAGGCCGCGCCAUCUCCGAGAAGGAGCGGAUGAAGGACCGCAAGUUCUCCUGGGGCCAGCAGCGCACGAACUCAGAGCAAGUGGACGAGGAUGCUGAUGUGGACACCGCCAUGGCCACCCUCGACAACCAGCCCACGGAGUCUCAGCCACCAUCACCACGGUCCCCCAGCCCCUGCCGGACACCAGAGCCAGACAAUGAUGCCCACCUACGCAGCUCCUCUCGCCCCUGUAGCCCUGUCCACCACCGCGAGGGCCACGCCAAGCUGUCCAGUAGCCCUCCUCGUGCCAGCCCCGUGAGGAUGGGGCCAUCGUACGUGCUCAAGAAAGCCCAGGUGCUGAGCACGGGUAGCCGGAGGCGGAAGGAGCAGCGCUACCGCAGUGUCAUCUCGGACAUCUUCGACGGCUCCAUCCUCAGCCUCGUGCAGUGUCUCACCUGUGACCGGGUGUCCACCACAGUGGAGACAUUCCAGGACUUGUCACUACCCAUUCCUGGCAAGGAGGAUUUGGCCAAGCUCCACUCGGCCAUCUACCAGAACGUGCCGGCCAAGCCUGGCGCCUGUGGGGACAGUUACGCCGCCCAGGGCUGGCUGGCCUUCAUUGUGGAGUACAUCCGACGGUUUGUGGUGUCCUGUACCCCCAGCUGGUUUUGGGGGCCUGUAGUCACCCUGGAAGACUGCCUUGCUGCCUUUUUUGCUGCUGAUGAGCUGAAGG
This is a messenger RNA of Galeopterus variegatus (Sunda flying lemur), 1651 nucleotides long. Its product is annotated as ubiquitin carboxyl-terminal hydrolase 20-like. The annotation marks the transcript as partial. Gene Ontology annotation, molecular function: zinc ion binding; cysteine-type deubiquitinase activity. The record is from RefSeq and is a predicted model, not a curated record. NCBI's taxonomy places the organism in Eukaryota, Metazoa, Chordata, Mammalia, Dermoptera, Cynocephalidae. Gene Ontology annotation, biological process: protein deubiquitination. The transcript has 13 exons.